This is a messenger RNA of Nyctereutes procyonoides (raccoon dog), 3317 nucleotides long. RefSeq names its product leucine rich repeat containing 47 (gene LRRC47). Gene Ontology annotation, biological process: phenylalanyl-tRNA aminoacylation. Lineage: Eukaryota; Metazoa; Chordata; Mammalia; Carnivora; Canidae. The record is from RefSeq and is a predicted model, not a curated record. Gene Ontology annotation, molecular function: protein binding; phenylalanine-tRNA ligase activity; RNA binding.
CGGCGCGAUGAUGGCGGCGGCGGCGGCGGCCCCCGCGCCCGAGGCCUGGCCGGAGCUGGAGCUGGCGGAGCGCGAGCGGCGGCGGGAGCUGUUGCUGACGGGGCCGGGGCUGGAGCAGCGGGUGCGCGAGGCGGGCGGGCGGCUGCCGCCGCGGCUCUUCACGCUGCCGCUGCUGCACUACCUGGAGGUGAGCGGCUGCGGGAGCCUGCGGGAGCCGGGCCCGGGGCUGGCGCAGGGCCUCCCGCAGCUGCACAGCCUCGUGCUGCGGCGCAACGCGCUGGGGCCCGGCCUGAGCCCCGAGCUCGGCCCGCUGCCCGCGCUGCGCGUGCUCGACCUGUCGGGCAACGCGCUGGAGGCGCUGCCGCCGGGCCAGGGCCUGGGCCCCGCCGAGCCGCCGGGGCUCCCGCAGCUGCAGAGCCUCAACCUCAGCGGCAACCGGCUGCGCGAGCUGCCCGCCGACCUGCCGCGCUGCGCCCCGCGCCUGCAGACGCUCAACCUCACGGGCAACCGCCUCGACUCCUUCCCCGCCGCGCUCUUCCGGCCCGGGGCGCUGCCGCUGCUUAGCGAACUGGCGGCCGCCGACAACUGCCUGCGGGAGCUCAGCCCCGACGUCGCGCACCUGACCUCGCUCAAGACGCUGGACCUCUCCAACAACCAGCUCAGCGAGGUCCCGGCAGAGCUGGCUGACUGCCCCAAGCUCAAGGAAGUCAACUUCCGGGGAAACAAGCUGACAGACCGGCGGCUGGAGAAGAUGGUGCACGGCUGCCAGACCAAGUCCAUCCUGGAGUACCUGCGCAGCGGAGGCCGGGGUGGCGGGCGGGGCAAGGGCAGGGCAGACGGUCCUGAGAAGGAAGAGGCCCGCAGGAGGCGGCGCGAGAGGCGGAGGAGGGAGAGUGGUGAGGGCGAGGAGGAGGAGGUGGGCAGCACCAGCAGGCUGCUGCUCCGCGUCCUGCAUGUGUCUGAGAACCCCACCCCGCUGACCGUGCAUGUCAACGCCGCAGUCAAGGAUGUCCGGCCAUUCAUUGUGGGGGCUGUCGUGAGAGGCAUGGACCUGCAGGCUGGGAAUGCGCUCAGACGGUUCCUCACAUCCCAGACAAAGCUCCACGAGGACAUCUGUGAGAAGAGAACAGCGGCCACCAUCGCAACCCACGACCUCCGGGCCGUGCGUGGGCCCCUGGUCUACACCGCCCGCCCGCCGCAAGACCUCAAGAUUGUCCCCUUGGGGCGCAAAGAAGUCAAGGCCAAGGACCUGGUGCGGCAGUUGCAGCUAGAGGCUGAGGAGCAUAGGAAGCAGAAGAAAAGACAGAACGUCUCAGGCCUCCACAGGUAUCUGCACUUACUGGAUGGGAAGGAGAAUUACCCCUGCCUCGUGGAUGCUGAUGGUGACGUGAUUUCUUUCCCACCGAUAACCAACAGCGAGAAGACAAAGAUUAAGAAAACAACUUCUGAUCUGUUUUUGGAAGUAACAAGUGCUACAAGUCUACAGACCUGUAAAGAGAUAAUGGAUGCCCUCGUGCUGAAAAUGGCAGAAAUCAACAAGUACACUCUAGAAAAUAAAGAGGACGGAUCCCUUUCAGAUCCUGAAGCUGAUGCAGUUUCUGGACCACCUCUGGGUCCCAGCACAAGCCCAAGUGCCGAAAAGGACGGCAGUGCCCCGCUGGUGGUGGAGCAGGUCCGGGUGCUGGAUGAGGACGGGCACCUGAGAGUGGUGUACCCCUCCAAGACGGACUUGGGCUGUGCUGCUCCCCACAUGACCGUGAUCCGCUGAGCCCCAGGCAGCAUGUCCGCCACUGCCACGCGUGUCCUCAGCUGUGCCUCUUGUGGUGACAUCAAGUUACGCAUCACAUUUUCACCCCGGUGGUUCUCAAGGUGCACGCGUUGGCUCUUUGAUCGUCCAGACAGUUCUCUCCCGUUGCAGUGACACCACAUUAUCCUGGGCUUGAAUCAUUUUCCCUUUCCAGCACCAAAUUGAUUACUAACGCUUUACGAAAUUAUUCAAAUACCGGAAUUAACUGUUCAAAACGUUCUGAGAUGAUGUGGAUAUAGCAAAUACCUUUAUUCAGGGGAAAAAACACUAAUUGGCUUGGAUAGUCAGCUGUACCCUGGGAAGCUAAAGAACACACAUUUCGCUGAGCUAUACCAUUACUUUUCUACAAUACGGCAUCUUUUAAAACCACACCACACCAGUGGUACAGCCUACAGAUGUGGAGUGAUGUCAUGUUCCUACCUUGCCGCAAAUCGUCAUCUUUUUAUGAAAAGAAUAUUUUUUAGGUGACUUUAAAAUUGGUGGAAGCAUUUUUUUUUCCUUAAUAUUACGGUUGGAUAUGUUAGGGGUAGAGCCACAGCAUCCCCUCCUUGGGCCCCAGGGGAGGAGCAGGGCUGUGCUCGUGUACACUGGCACCGUGGGGAGGAGCAGACAGCAGAACACGCAGCUCAGGCCAAGCCCAUGGUUCCCUGUUGCAGAACGGGCUUCCACGCACAAGCCAGACUGUUCUGUCAGCAUCUGGCUAAAGGACAGAUGGGCAGGGGCUGUGGGAGGCCAAGUUUGGAGCUGGCGACCACAAAGCGGGUGCCAGGUGAACGGUUCUUGAGCAUUUUGUGUUUUAGGUUACUUCCGGUUUUGAAUGUCUCGGACAAGCUGUGUGUAUCCGUCUGUGUGAGUCUGCACGUGCUUGCAUACAGGCACCGGCCAGCCAGCCACUCAGGUGGUUUUUACGGACUCACAGACUUUUUAUUUAAUGUCUCCGUCUUUGUCACCUUCUGUGACCUGCGAAAGUCAGGCUGUGUGUUCUGUGGAUUUGGGGAGCAUUUGCAAGCGGCCACUGAACCCACGCUUUUAGCCACUGAAACCAGACAUAUGGGGGCUCACUGACAAAGGCACAUGGUUCUCCCAGAGCUCAGCCAACCCGCUCUGUAGGACACUGCACGGCUGCCUUGAGACCCCAACCUCGCUCUCUGGACAUCCCCAGGCCUUCCCCUCUGUCCCUGAAGGUGGUGGCUGGGCUGAAGUACGUGAACCAGAUGGUGGCUUUUCCUCGUUCUGUUAACCACAACCCUACUGAACAUCUGGCUGGUGCCUCUGGCUUGUCCUCUCAUGAGCCCCGGGCACUCGGUGCUGACUGCUGUGGGUGCUGUGGCUGGAGCCCUGUAGCCAGACGGCUCAACCCUGUGUUGAACCCUGUGUGCGGUGCACAGAUGUGUUGAACUUACCUUGGGAAACCAGACAUCCUUGGUCUCUGCUGCCAGCCAUCCCUUUGAUAAACCCUGACAUUCUUGCCGGCCUGACCUUCUAAUAAAAGUCAUUUCAUAAGAACAUU